AGCCAGCAUACAAGUUGAUAUUUCUAAAGUGACCUGCGCCUUGUCCAGAUCCCUACUGUGUAUUAUGGGUAGCAUAAGCAUAACAAAUUAUUGACAGUGGUGCGCGGCAAGCCUACGGAUAAACGUUUCGUUCUAUCCGUGCAUUUUUAUUCUAAAGAUCGAAUCGUAGAAUUUUAAAAGGUUUAUUAGUGAUUAUGGCAGUUCCGCUCGCUUGUACGCGUUUCAGCGAUAAUUACGAUCUUAAAGAAGAACUAGGAAAAGGUGCAUUUUCUGUAGUAAGACGAUGUGUUCAAAAAUCUACAGGAUUGGAGUUUGCCGCUAAAAUUAUAAAUACCAAAAAACUAUCAGCUAGAGAUUUCCAAAAAUUAGAACGAGAAGCUAGGAUAUGUAGGAAACUUCAGCAUCCAAAUAUAGUGAGAUUACAUGACAGUAUCCAAGAAGAAAAUUUCCAUUACUUAGUAUUCGACUUGGUUACCGGUGGUGAAUUAUUUGAAGAUAUAGUGGCCAGAGAAUUUUAUUCAGAAGCUGAUGCUUCGCAUUGUAUACAACAAAUAUUAGAAUCAGUCAACCAUUGUCACCAAAAUGGUGUAGUUCAUAGAGAUCUUAAGCCUGAAAACUUAUUAUUAGCUAGCAAACAGAAAGGCGCUGCGGUAAAAUUAGCAGAUUUUGGUUUAGCGAUUGAAGUUCAGGGCGAACAACAAGCGUGGUUUGGAUUUGCAGGAACGCCAGGAUAUCUGUCACCGGAGGUGUUGAAAAAGGAACCAUACGGAAAACCAGUGGACAUAUGGGCGUGUGGUGUUAUUCUAUAUAUACUGCUUGUAGGUUAUCCACCCUUCUGGGACGAAGAUCAACAUCGGUUGUACGCACAAAUCAAAGCCGGAGCUUACGACUAUCCGAGUCCAGAAUGGGAUACUGUGACGCCGGAAGCGAAGAAUCUCAUUAAUCAAAUGUUGACAGUGAAUCCAGCGAAAAGAAUUACGGCUGCAGAAGCUCUGAAACACCCAUGGAUAUGCCAAAGGGAACGUGUUGCUUCUGUUGUUCACCGACAAGAAACGGUCGAUUGUCUCAAGAAAUUCAAUGCUCGACGUAAACUCAAGGGUGCUAUCCUUACUACUAUGCUGGCUACUCGCAAUUUUUCAAGUAGGAGUAUAAUCGUGAAGAAGGGAGAAGGAUCUCAAGUGAAAGAAUCAACAGACAGCUCUACAACUUUGGAAGACGACGACAUCAAAGAAGAUAAGAAAGGUGGUGUCGACAGAAGUUCGACGGUUAUAGCCAAAGAUCCCGAAGGUCCUGGAACUCCUCCUCAAUCACCACGAAUAGCACCUGCAUCUUCUGGUUCUCCUUCUAGUUCCAUAUCAGCUUCGACACCUAAUCCAAGGCCUAACGCCUUAAAUGUAGGUCAAGCUUUAUUGCAAGGCAUUCAAGAGAUUCGGAUAGUGUGCCCCGAAAAGACGUACACUCAACUAUCCACAAAUUCACAAUCCUCAGCUCGACGACAAGAAAUAAUUAAGAUGACUGAACAGCUAAUAGAAGCUAUCAAUACUGGAGACUUUGAAGCUUACACCAAAAUAUGUGACCCACACCUUACUGCAUUCGAACCAGAAGCUAUGGGAAAUCUAGUAGAAGGGAUGGAUUUCCAUAAAUUUUAUUUUGAUAAUGUUUUGGGAAAGAACUGCAAAGCUGUAAAUACGACAAUUUUGAAUCCUCAUGUACAUUUAUUGGGCGAAGACGCUGCUUGCAUAGCCUACGUUAGAUUAACGCAAUACAUGGAUAAACAUGGUCAAGCACAUACUCAUCAGUCAGAAGAAAGUCGUGUAUGGCAUAAGCGAGAUAACAAAUGGCAGAAUGUUCAUUUUCAUCGUAGCGGCGGCAAUGGAGGAGCAGCUUUCGGCUUUAGUUUACAUAAAUAGAACUGCUGAGUCUUUUAUAUGAAAUUUGCUUAACAAAAUUCAUAAUAGACUAUGAUGUUUCAAUGUGAGAUUCUCAAUGGUGAUGUGUGAAAUUUGUUAUGUUUCUUCGUACUUAAGGACGUAGUACUUUGUUUUUCACACGCAGCUAUAUUUGACUUUACCAAAAAACUAUUUGAUAUACAUUAAUAUAGGAGCAAAGAAAUAUUCAAUAUGAAUUUAUAGAUGGUUAUUAAAUAAAGACACAAAGUGAUAUAACGUAAUAACUUUGUAAAAAUAAAGCAAUAGGCAUUUAAGAAAAUUAAAGGGAAUCUAUCGUUAAGUUUAAAGGAGGUAAAGUAGAUAGCUUGUUGAAAGAUUUGCGUGUAGAAUCUGCUUAUUUGUGCUCAACUUUCAAAGUAUGAUAUGUAACUUUUAAACUGAAUUAUUGAAGGCACUGAAAUAUUAUAGUUGUGUACCAAGUUGGACUAAAAAUUUUUAAUCGGGCAAAAAAGAUGACUAAAAUUCCAUUAUUUCUCUCAAUUUAUAGCUAAAUAUAAAAUCUUGAUGAAAUUAAAAAAAAAUUCCAUUAUUUGAAUCAACCAGUAAAAAUGUUUGUAAGAGCGCUAUAAAAUGGCCGAUAUUAUGGCGGUAUUUACAAAUUUUCAGGUCUAUUGUUCUUCUAGAAAUAUAAUGAACUUUGUUGUUUCGAAUAGAUCACUCUGUAUUCUGAUAAAUUCUAUGUAAUCCCAAAAAUGUUUUAUUAUUCUUUUUACUAUAGAUUUAAAGGAUUAAUAAUUAAAAAGUGAAAAUCUCGAAAACAUAAAAUCAUAUGAAGAAAAAUUUCGAACAGAAAAUGUAGAGGAAAAUGUUUCAAAUAACUCAAUUUUAUAGCUUAGCUGCGUGCUAUAUUGAAAAAGUUUAAAAUGUGGAUUUUCCACGUUCUCGUGUUUUUAAUUGUAUCUACAAAAUUUAGUAAAUAAUCACAAUAAUAUGUCUUUUCCAAUUUCUAAUUAUUUAAAAAAAAAUCCAAUUAGUUAAAUUUAAGAAGCCCCCUUUUUAUUUCUGACCAGAAUGACACCUGCUCCCGAACAAGGCAGGUCUGUAGUUGGUGUUGAACACAUAAUUACUCUGUCUAACACCCGUUUCGAAAACCAAAUCUUCAGAGAUUGAAAGCAAAUUGUAUACAAAAUGCAUUACUUAACAUUAGGAGGUGGAUAAUCAAUGGCAGAUUUAUAUUUAAUAUUGCCUUUGAAUGAUGAGGAAAAAUUUUUAUUUUGAUUCCAUUUAACCGAAAAACAGUUUUUCCAAAUUAGACAUUUUCUUAUACUAACAAAAAUAAUUUUUUGAUAAAUUAUAAUCUUUUUAUAUAUUGAUAAAAAAUAUUACAAACUUGUUGUAACUAAAUAAGAAUGUACUAUGACCCAUGUUUUCAACAUUGAAAUCCAUAUUUAGUCGGGGAGAAGGAAUACGUGUCUAAAUUAACAAGAACAGAUAAUUUCAUUUGGAAGCCAAUAAAAAAUUCAAAAAAGCCCAGAAUACCAGCCGCACCUGUACGAAAAAACGAACAUGAGCAGUGGGCUAGAAGCGACAAAGUAAAAGCAGAUUUAUUUGCAAAUCAUCUCACUACAGUCUUCCAGCCACUAAGUCACGAAAUAGAUCAAGAAGUAGAGAAAAACUUAGCAAAUACAACAAAACGCAAGAAGCCCCAUGAAAGCCUGGACUCCAAAAGAAGUGCACAAUGAAAUAAAAUUAGUAAACCCGAAAAAAGCACCGGGCUCCGACCAAAUAACCGCCAAAAUGCUGAUAGAAUUGCCACAAAAAGGGGUAGUCAUGCUAAAUUACUUUUUCAAUGCAAGUCUAAAACUCGGAUACUGGCCAAAAUCAUAUAAAGCUGUACAGAUCAUAUUGAUUGGUAAACCAGGCAAAGACCCGACCAACGUGUCAUUUUACCGUCCAAUAAGCCUUCUACCUACAAUGUCUAAACUCCUUGAAAAGUUAUUCCUACAUAGAUUCACUGAAGACUUCCUCCACAGGAAUGGAUCCCUUACCAUAAAUUUGGAUUCCGACAAAAAUAUUCGACAGUGCAACAAGUCCACCGACUCACGCAGAAAAUUAAUAAAGCCCUGGAAAACAAAGAAUACUGCACUGCUGUUUUCCUUGAUAUCGGACAGGCUUUUGACUGAAUAUGACAUCAAGGGCUGCUGUACAAAAUUAAACGAACUCUCCUCCCAAACUACUACCCACUACUGAAAUCUUACCUAGCCAACAGAACCUUACAAACAAAAGUUACUACUACUGAUGAACCAUAAACAGCAGUAAAAAACGUCCAGGCUCAUCUUAACCAAUUGCAGGAGUGGCUACAAAAAUGGAGGAUUAAAUUUAAUGCAACCAAAUCAAUAAAUGUAGCAUUCACGCUACGUAAGGGUACAUGUUCGCCAGUUAAGUUAAACAAUACGGAAAUAUCACAAGCAGAUAGUGCUAAAUACUUAGGAAUCCACCUAGACAAAAAACUUAACUGGAAACAAGAAAUCACAAAAAAAGGAAAACUUGAAGAGAACUACAUUGGUUGAUAGGGAAAAAAUCCAAAAUCUCACUUGAAAACAAAAUCCUUAUCUACAAAUUUGUCAUCAAGCCUAUAUGGACAUAUGGAAUAGAGUUGUGGGGCUACGCUUCCAAAUCUAAUAUAAAUAUUAUUCUCCAAUCUAAAAUACUCCGUCAACUAGUAGAUGCUCCAUGGUAUGUAAUAAAUCACACCAUUCACGUGGACCUGGGAGUGCCCACUGUAUAAGAAUUUAUCCAAGAGAGGAUUAUUAAACACCAUAAAACUAUAGAAACCCACCCAAAUCCACUACUAGAGGAGUUAUUAACGCCAAGAAACGCGAAAAGACUGAAAAAAAGUUGGCCAAUAGACUAAACUAGACUUAGAUUAUCUAACACUCGUGAGCAAAUUAACCCAUAGAAUGUAUAAAAUAUUCAAAAACUUGUUAAGUAUAAAAAAAUAUUUAGUCGGGAAUUGCUACGUAAUCACUUUACCGAAAAACUUGAUUUACUUUAUACAUAAAAUACAUUUUACUUAUAUUUCAUCACUUCAGUAAUCUAAAUUCACUCCUAAAUAAUAAUGAUCGAAAAAAAUUGAUAUUGCACUGACAAAAUAGAGGAUAAAACCAAAUUAUAUUAUAAAUUUUUCAAAAAUGUAACGCGAAACGUAAUCCGCGAAAAUAAUGAAAUUGAAAUUUUAUUAUUCUUAAGUUAUAGGAUUCUGAUAAUUUCACACGUACAACGCCUGAGCCCCAAUGGGAAGAUUCUCUAUUUCAAAUAAUAAUUUAGGAUAGAAAGAAGCCUUCCCAAACCAGAACGUAAUGUAAAAGUAGAAAUCUGUUUCAAAAUUUGGAUGUGGGGUAGUAUGGCCAUAUAUGUGCUGAAAGGGAAGAGGCUUUACCUUUAUCUGCUCAUGGAGAUAUAUACAUCAGAAAAGGAUCUGUUUUUUUAGAGAUUGUGUAGAAAAAAUAUAAAAUUUUGAUGCAAUUUAAAAUAAAAAAAUAAUUUUCUCAAUAUUCCACUCGGCUUAGCCUUAAUUUUGAAUGUAUUAUUGCAAAUUCGUCUCAACCGAUCUGAAAGAAUUAGGCUAAAUGGGGUGGUUCCAUUUAAAGCCUGUUAUCAGCAACCACUGAAUCCUUAUAACCCUAACUUUAAAAAGCCGCUGCAGGCAAAAAUUACAAUAUGGCGGUUUGCUCUAAAUUUGUAGUUUCAAAUAAGGAUGAACUUGCAAAAGAACCAUACGCCAAAACGACUCAUUUAACUAGUAGAGAAAUUUUUAAGCCAGAAAAGUUGUUUAAUUAUUUUCAGAUACCUAAACGAUUUUAUUCAUCUCAGGUACUUUAUUACUUCAUACAGUAGUAAAAAUACCAGAAAUAUUGACAUUAAUUACUAGAUGGAUAACUAUAACUAAAUUUAUACCAUUCUCAAUAUACUUUAAGACAACACAUAAUGGAGAAGAGUAUUGAGAAGUAGAAUGUUCUAGACAAAGACCAGCGUAUGUUUGCAUCCAAUUUAUCUGUUUUAUAUCUAAACACACUCAAUAAAAAAUACUGAUAUUAAAAAACCUCAAAUUCCCAAAUACCUAUGUUAAGCAUUUUUAGAAAAAUUUUUAAGACGAAAUUGAUGGCUUUGGCAAGGAAACUGUCAUGUAGAUCAAAAGUGUUUAAGCCUAUGAAAUAUUGUAAGAAUAAAAUUCUAAGAAAAUAUAAAUUUUAUUGAAGAAUCAUCUAAUUUUUUCAUUUAAAUUAAGAAGACAUCAAUUACAAAAACUUUAUAACCCAAAGUACAACAAUAUGACACAAAUUCUUUCCUCUUAUAGUGACUCAUUUCAUAUAAUAGUUAUCUCAAUUAUCACUUUGUACUAUUCAUACUACUUUGCUUCUAUUUUAAAAUGUAUUAAAAUACUUUUGAAACUCGAGCUUCAAGUGUACGUGUUCAUUUGGAUUUUGAAAGAGAUAGAAAUACAAUGGACUCAUCUGCAUGUGUACUACAAGUUGUUUUAACCCGUAAAAAAGCAGGGUAACAAGUUUAAUACAUUUUUAGAAACCUUUUCUAAUCUCUUUUAAAGCACAUGUUUCAAAAACAGACUUGUACACACUAUAACGCAUACUAUAAUUACUACAAUUAUGCUAAUUAUAGAAUGUUUAUUUACAUUUAAUAUUAUAUCAAUAAUAAUAUUUAGUAAUGUUUGUGGAAAUCUACAUUUAGUAAUAAAAAAAUUUUUAAUUUUGAAACCCAAAAUCGAAUAAAGAUGAAUAGGCAACUUUAUUAUAGAGAAAAAUAGUUUGUAUAAGUUUGCAUACAGUUUAAAUUUUUCUCAGCAUCAAGAAAUUAAUUGAUACAUGAUAUGCACUUCAACAACAUCUGCAAUCAAGUACUACCCUCUCACAAAAGUAUAUUGUUAUUGUUCAUAUUUAUUUAUAAGUUUUUUAGAUCUCUCAUCUUCGUGAAGGAUAUUUGGUCCCGAAUUAACAUCUUGAGAUAUGAAAUUUGCACUUAAGUCGUUGAGGUUCAGUUUUUUAUUGGAUAUGUAUCUGGGGUAAUAAAUGUAAAUUAAACCAUAUAUUUCUGUCAAAAUUUAAAUGUUCUUUUCUGGAUAGUCUGUUAGUAUAAAAUCGUUAAAAAACAUAUCAGUUUAGUCCAUAUAUUGUUCAGCUGGAUUAAAGAUGUGCAUCUGAAAGCACCAGUUUGUCUAUUCUUAAAGUUUUUUUUUACUUUUGGAUAAUGUAUUCUAAUUUUGGGGGUAGUUCUGAAAACUACUAUGUAAUAUGUUCAAAAAAAGUUACUUUAUGCGAUUGGUAUCUACUCUUCCAGAAUAUUAACCAUAUUCGUAGUUUUUUACACUAUGAGUAAUUUGAAAUUACACGUUAAAAAUAAUCGAUAUUUCAAUAGUAACUGAUGUUGGAGAACAAUUUUAUAACACUUUUCAUCUUGUUUCACGGAUUAUAAGGAUAUAAUAUAAUUAUAUUUUUCAGAUAUACAUUAUGUUUCUUGUGUUUUGUGCCAAAAAUAUAUGGGGGACUAUGGAAUGCAUCAAUUUUCCUAUUAAAAUUCUUCAUAGUUUUGUCGACCAUGUAUGUCGAACCGAUUCUUCUUUUCCAAGUUAAUUUUUUCGAUACAAAUGAUGGUUUCAAUUUUGACACAACCGUCUAGUGAAGGCUGCUCUAAAUAAUCGUUUGAACCUAUAAAGUAAACUCAGCUUUCCUUCAAAAUAAGCACAUUCAUAUGACAAAUAUGUGAAUUAGGUAAUAAAAUUUCUGAACAAUGGCUUAAUAAUCUCACCUAAAACCUAAAAUUAUAUAAGAACUGUUUUUAUAACAUUAUCUACUGAUCACAUCAUUUCUAACGCAUAUUAUCGAGUGCCCCCCUUUAAUUUUUGAUUUAUCAUCUCUUUAGACAUUUAUUUCUUGAAAAUCAUUAUUGAAAAAAUUGAAGAGAAAUUACGGAUUUUGAUAUAGAAAAUAAAUAUCAAGAAAAAAUGAAUAAGAGAUGUCUAGAUGUUUCUAGUUUCGAUUCUUUAUUUUUAUUAUCCUUUUUUCCUAAUUUUUUCGAAUUGAGAAUACUUUUAAUAUUCAAAAUUAAUUCAUAUAUAAAAUUUCAUCAUUGAAUCGUUGAAAAAUAUAGAUAAAUACUAAAUAAAAAUGUUCUGUUAUAUCAAAAGAAAGGAAACUCUUUAGCAGCAACACUCUAAACAUAUCACAUGUAGGAUGCUUAAGAUACAUAAAGAGAUACUUUUAAUGGAACGAAGUUGAAAUCCGUUUGUUCAUUUAGAAGUUACAUCUACUUAAAAGACAUUGGAUUAUCCUCUAUGACUUUAUUUUGAUAAAUGAGUGUUAUAACAAAAAUUAUUCGAGUAAAGUUAUUUUAAAAAAUAAAUAUUUUUGGUAACAUUCAGGAUUUUCAUGAACAGUAACUUCCAAAGGUUCUAGAUGGCGGUAAUGCUUUUUAACGACGAAUAUUUUCCACGUCUUUUGGUCACUUAGUGCAAAAAUGUCUUCACUGCAGGACUCUACGACUAAUAAUUUCUGAGCAACCGGCUAAAUACAAUGAAUGAAAAGAAAAAGAAUUUAAAAGAAAUUUCUAUAUAAAGGCAUCAUAAAUAUCAGUACGGUUUAAAUCAAACAAAAAAACCAUGAAUGGAAUAUUAAUAUUAUUUUCUGAAGGUCUUGAGAACAAGAGAGAAGCCCAGGGAUUGAAAAUGGUUAUUAAAAAGAGAAAAAUAUACAACCAACUAAAAAGAGGUUCCAUCCUCCAUUAUUCUACUUGUUAUUCUAUCUGAAAGAGUGAAAUCCGAAGCCCAAAAAGGGGAAAAGAUAGUCUAGAGAAGGAUAAUAAUAAUUCUUACGAUAAAUCAUUUUCUGCUUGUUUAAACUCUCUUUUACUGGUUCUUCUUUUCCAAUUAUUUUUAUCAUCACUUUUAUAUGCACCUCUCACAGACUUUUGAAGCAAUUAACUAGAUUCGAUUGAGUAAUCCCAAUAUUUGAAUUUUGUUCCACGAACUAAUGCAAGGCAGUUAUUGUCUUGAUCAAAGAAAGUCAUUUGCUCUUCUAUCUUUUGUAAACUGAAUAUCUGUCAGUUCAUGGUCAGUAACGGUGCAUUAAAAUUACUGAAUAUUUCUCUCUAAUAACAUAGUUAAUUACACCGAUUUUCUCGAAGUGUAGUUCGCCAUGUAAUGUGAAGUUUAUUUUCACUUUGUCAGCAUACAAGUAGUAAUCUCAUUCAUUAUUUGUUAUACUGUUAGUUACAACUAGUUUACUGGAAAAAAUUUUGUUUUUAAAACAUCAAAAUUGAACCACAAUAGUUGGAGAAGAAUCCAAAACGUAUCGGUUUGCAGUUAUUCUUUUCAAUGUGGGGGGUCGUUGAUCGAAUUUUAACUAUUUUAAAAAAUCGAUGCGUAUCUUACAAGUUUAUUUUAUUCGCCUAUUAGAAGAUAAUGUUUAUCCAUUUUGUCAUUUCUGAUUUAAUUGUUAUUGUCUGGUGUAUGAAUGUAUCUAAAUAUAUCUUAACCUCAACAAAUCGUUAUUUAUUAAUAAGAAUAAAACUUAUAAUGUAAAAAGUAUAGGUUUUCAAAUAAAAGAUUGCAUACAAAAAUCGUUAAUUACAAUAUUACAUAUAAAAUGUUAAGAUCUAAAUUUAAUAUUGUUAAUAUCUCACAGCCAAUUAUGAAAACGUUUAAAUCUUUAUAUAAGAAUAAUCUCAUAGUUAAGAAGAAAUUACCAAGAAAAAAUUAUUAAAUUUCGGAGAUCAAACUACAAAUACAAGAUUAACUUGACCUUGUGCGUAAAUCAUCAAUAAAGUAGAUAGUUUAUGCUGAGGAUAAAUGAAUAUCGUUCUAAACUCAAAAAUCUUUAAGUGAACAUUUACCUACCAGUUGAAAUUGGAAAUAUUUUCUGUUCACUACCUACUAAUAUAACUCCAAUGUCGUGUUUCUUUUCUCAAUUAAUGUCCCACAACAAUGAAAUCUUGUCUUUGUUUAAUAUUUUCUUAUAAAAUUAACUAAAAAUGAUGUUUGACUAAGUGUUGAUUAGUGUAAUUUUAGUUACAUAUAGUAUACUGUUAAGUGUGUUCUAAUAUAGUUUUGGCGGCAAUUAUUUUACAUGUAAUCUAAAUCUAUUGUGCCAUAUAUAUGUUUUCUCAUUACAUAUAAAAUAUAUGUAUCUAAGUAGAUAAGAAUAAUUGAUUUAAUAAAAAUUUGUAUUGAGCCUAAUAUAUAAAUAUCUAUGCUGGAAACAGGUGCCCAAUAUGGCUCGUGUCCGAAAGAAUUAGACAUUUCUCGAUUUGUCCUUACUAGACUAGACUUGGCAGGUGCCGUAAAAAUAAUUCAGGGACUCUUCCACAAGGAUAGGACUCUUGUUUCACUAAUCCCACACAAUCCAAUUUUGUAACGUCACAAAUUACAUUGUCAAGAAAAAUGGUCAUUUUAAAUCCAAUUCAGACUCGGAAUUUCUUUCAAACUUAAGAACCUAAACACAUUCUAUUCACCUAAUAAAAUGAGGCUUACAUUAUUUAUUGUUAUGUUGCUUGCUUACAUUUUAUUAUAAAGUGAGGUAAUUUCGGGUAAUUCGUGACGUCAGAAGACAGUUUGAUAUAUUUCUUUAGGUAGACCAUCCUACUGGUGCAUUCCAAUAAGCGUUCACGGUGCCUAAAUUACUCUUUUGAACGUUCCACAUAGCAACUACAAUCGUUGUGCUCGUGGUGAGAACGUCACUCAUAACGUCAUGACUAACGUUCACGGAGACCCUUAUCAAAAGGUGGGUCGAGGUGAUCCUUUUGAAGCAUUCCUGUGACGCACCACCACGUAUCGCCGCAAAAUAUAUUUUGAUUUUACUUUAAUGUAAAUCAGUUAAACUCUUCAUUAAAAAAAUAAAAUAACUCACAAAUUAUAACAACCUUUUAAAGUUUUUGUUUUAUAUUUUCUGUUUUACCGUUCGUUAAUAUUUAUCUCAACGCUCAAAACGCCUUAACUCAUGGGUUUACGAUUAUAACUCUCUGUGCUAAGUGGAACGGAAAGAACGUGGUCUUGAACAUUAUUUUCGUGAGUGCUUAGUGGAGUGCACCCUAUGCUUUGUGGAAGAGCCCUUGACAUUGCUGCUUUUGUUGGCUUCUUUAUCAUUACUAAAUAAUUCUGUAUGGAAUUGAUAAAGUAAUGUGUCUUUUGUAUUUUCGCUAACAGUUGCCUGAAGUAUAAAUAUUUUUUGAUCUUGUAGUUUCAAGAGGAAAAAUUGAACUAGUCAAACCAUUGAUAAGUCGAGUAGCAAACAUAACCUCGUAUGGAAUACGUUGAAUGCCUCUGUAAUCAAUCGGUCCUUCUAUAACUGCACAAAUCGUAAGACCUCUGACCAUUUGAAUAACUGAGUUUCCUGCAUCCUUUGCUUUCUCGAUAGCUUCGUGUGUGGCGUGGUUUACCGUGUAUUAUUGGAGCAUGAAACAUGUCUAAAAAAUUAUAGAUCAUUUUAUUAACAAACUUUCUGCUUUUGUCGCUAUUCAAUAGACAAAAUAAUAGUAACACAAAAAAUGUUCAUAAGAUGAUGAGCAACUUUUGGGCUGGUUUAGUUUUUAGAACUCCAAGAAAUACAAAUUUUGCUAAAUGGUUUUAUUGAUUCAUUAUCCUUUGAUCCGAUCCUUUGAUAUCUUUUUUAGUUUGUACAUAUCACAUAAUUUCAAAUAUUUCUGGAUAAAUCACAGUACUUUUUAACAUACCAAAUCAUUUCUUCCGAGUAUUCCUCCGAGCUCUCUUUAAAAUUUCAUGAACCUCACUAACUUCGAAUUAUACCUUAUUGAACCAAGAUCAUGGUUCUUAUGUUUCGGUAUAAGUUUUUGUUUUCCCUAUCUUUAUAAUUUCGAAUCUACUUAGGUUUCUACAAUCUUGGUUACUUAGUUUUUCGCAUUUUACCUUCAUAUGAAAUAAUACUGCUCAGUAUUUACGGCAGUGGUGAAAUUAUUAUUACUAAUUUUUUCGAUCAACGAUAUGAAAUACCCAAAAAUACUUACAAAUUUUGUAUUUACGAUACAAACGCCAAUAAUACACAAACCGCACUUUACAAAACCAAUUUGAGUUUUUAUCUAUUUAUCGAUCAAAUGUGCAUAUGGCGAAGUAGCUGAAUUGGGUUGGUCAGAUGCCGAAUCACUUACUUGUUCGGCAUCAUUCUGGCAAGUGACAAGUAGUAUAGACAAAUCGCCAUAUUUCGAACAAAAGCCGAAUUCGGCUUCCGCCUCCAACAUAUAUAAAGGGUGGGGCAAAAGGGGCGUAACAACGAAUUUGUGACUUAAUUAUAAUUUAUAAUUUUUACAAUUUUCUUGAGUAGAUAUGAUAUAUCCGAAUUUACUGAUAUCAGGUUUAGUCUGUCUCUGACUUACGAAUUACACUUUAAGUACAUCAAAUACAAUUGUAAGUACUUAUAAUAAUAUCCUAAGUAAUUAUCACAUUAUAUCGAAAAAUGUUUAUUUAUUUUAACGUUUUUGUCAUAGAAACAAACAUUCCAAUAAAUUUGAAACAAGAUAUUUGGAUUCAAUACAGAUUAAUAAUGUCGGCACUCAGUAAAGGUGAAAAAAUUAUUUUAUUUUAUGUUAGUUGUAGAAGUAGAAAGAGAUUAUUAAAAGAAGCUGUCGAUUUGUUUAUUAUACAUAUAUCGAUAGAAUUUCUCGUAUUUCAAGUCUAAAAUAUUCCCGGUUGAAGGCAACAAAGAAUAGCUAUCAAAAAGAAAAUGGACCCAUGUAAUUCCAAGUGUACAGGAAGAAGCAAUUAUGAAUGAAAUUGAUGUGAAUGAUAGUUAUUUGGAUAACAUUUUGUUUACAGUUGAAGCAACUUUUUAUCUGAAUGAACUUUCAAAUCGACAUGAUUGCUGGAUAAUAAACUACGAUGGAUGGAAGAAUGUCUUAGACAAUAUUUACAAAUGAUGAAUAUUAAUUGAAUCCUUUUCUAUGAGAAACGAAUUAAAUGGUUAUAGCUUAAUUCGUUAGCUUUCUUCUUCUUCUUCUUCUUCUUAUUUUAAGACUAUGUCUUGUGUUUUCAAAGAGGCAGCCUAAGUUGUGAUUCCGAGGACCAGCUCUCAUACCAGCGCUUUGGUGGUCUUCCAGGCGGUCUACUUGUAUUGGGUCUCUCUUCCUUUGCGAUUUUCGCCAGUCGAUCGUCGUCCAUUCUAUUGACAUGAUCUCUCCAUGCUCUUCUUCUAGUUCUGGCCCAUCUCACUAUAUCCGGAACGUCACACAUUCUUCUAAUUUCAUUGCUCCUUAUUCUGUCUCUUAGUGUUUUCCCUGUGAUUGAGCGUAAUGUCUUCAUCUCAGUCGUUCUAAGAGUCCGCUUAGUAGUUGCAGUCUCCGCCCUCGUUUCUAUGGCGUAUGUCAUUACUAGUCUGAAACAAGUUUUAUAUAUCCGUGUUUUGCUUUCGAUACUUAAAAAUUUAUUCCUCCAUAUCACGGUUCGAAGGAAUCCCGAUAUCCUAGAUGCUGCUGUUGUUUGCGUUUUGACUUCUUGUUUCAAGUUCCUAUUGCUCGUGAUGUUAACCCCUAAAUAUUUAAAAGACAUAACCUGCUCUACACUUUUAUUAUAAAUUGCCAGUUUGCAUCUUCUUGGUUCUCUCGCUAUUGUCAAGGAUUGUGUCUUUUGUGUCGAUAUGAUCAUAUUGCAUUUUUCUGCGUUAGCUUUCUAAUCAUUCACAGUUAUCAGAAGAAAUUUGCUUUCAGCACCACGAUGCUCUACCUGAUUAGGCUGCUAGGGUUAGAUAAUACCUGAACAUUGUAUUUCCGCAGAGAUGAGUGAGCCGAAAAAAUAUUUUGAGUGACCUACAAGGUCACCCGAUUCAUCUCCACUGGAUUUUUUUUUGAUUAUAUUCGAAGUCUAUAGGUUAAUAAGAAUUACCUAAAACUUGACGAAUUAAUGAGGUACCUGGUAUUACUAAAUUCUAGAAUAUAUCUACUCAAAAACAUGAAUAAAAUCAAAAUAUUAUCCAUUGAAGUCAUAUCUCCUAAUUAUAACAAAAGAAGAAAAUCUGUAAACACCUUUGCAUAGUAUAGAAAAUAGACAAAAAAAUUUAUUUAAGAAUCAUUUUUCAUAAAAGUGAUAAUUAAGCCACACAUUCAGUGUUUUCUCACUUUCCUGGUAUUUUCACUAGACAGUUUCAUAUAACCUUAGAAAUUAAGUAUAUGCCGAAGAUAAAAUGAAACUCUUCCAAAAAUUUUAUCAAGUUCAUAUAUACACUUGAUAAUAGAUUGCCUUGUUAAGCAUAAAGCAGCCGCUGAAAAUGCCAUAUCGUGUAUUUCAAUAAAUAUGUUAUUUAAUUCCAAUACAUAAUUAAUAACACAAUUAAAAUACAAUUAUUAAGGUGAUGUUAUGCACCCAGACAAAAGAACGCAGACCAAUACGGGAGAUCUAAAAUCUGGUCGUUAGGCUUUGUAAGUGGGUGAAACCUGUGUGGAAAAUAUAGACGUGAGAUGGUCCCCAACCUGGACUGGUAAUGUCGCGUUUCUCGCUCGCACGUAGAGAAAUGUCAAAAAUUACAUUAUUUUCUGAUAAAGAUACAAAUAAAUCAAUUGAAAUGAUCAAGACAGUUCCAGAAGAUAAUGACAACUCGCACAGAGCUUUAUAAUUAGAUACAGAUACUAAAUUUUAAGUUUUUAAGGGAUGUUGUGCCAACAUCAGGAACUUCAAAAACAGAUAUACAAGAAAGGUGUGCUCCAGACAAACAAGUAAAAAGUAAUGCCAAAUAAAAAAAACAGAUUUUCAUUUCUGAAAGAAAGACAAGGAAGCACACAAAUUCAGCUACAAGCUUUGAGAAGUAGCCAAGAGUCAGCCGAAAAGAAACCAUCAUUUUCCGAAAAUGUUGAAAAGUCAUUUUCAAAAUGUUGAAGAGCAAUAAGCUCUCUUUCCAACACAACGUCCUGUUCUUUAUCAAGCACCACAUCACCAAUCCCUGAAAGCUAAACCCAGAAUGAUUUGAUUGAUUUAUCACAUCGACAAUACCUAUGAGGAAACUUCAAACGAGCCAUUUUCAACCGUUUUAAAGGAUCAUUUAACGAUUCUUCAUUAACAUUAGUAUAUAUGUUUACACCUAGCAACUCUGAUGUUGAAGGCUACUGAUAUAUUGAAAAAAUGGAUAAUAGCAAUUUGUAUGAAAAAUUAAUUACACUAAAUUUACGCACAAAUAAUUACGGCUCAUUUAUGUUAGGCAACGCAUCGCUAUUACUUUGCAUACACUCUAAACAUUCCUUCAAACUUAUUUCAACCAAAAAGAAAACAAAUAUCUGCAGGAAGGACCAAAAAUUUUUCUUCGGAUGAAAAAUGCACAUUAUGGAUUUCAAUAAUUAAAAUGUUAUUAAUAGAUAUAUUCACAUUCCCAGAAAUAAAAAUGGUAGCAAAAUAAAUGAUUAAAUAAUGACAUGACAGUAAUUACAGGAAUUAAAAUCGUAAUCUAUAUUAUUAGAACUGUUAUUAGUUUGAGUCCCCAAUAUAAAGCACCGAAUAUUCAAUCGUAUUAUAGAAAACUAAAAACUAUUCAAUCAUAGUCCUCAAAGAUCUAAUGAAACACACAAUAAAUGUUUCAAUCCAAAAUGUUGAACCAAAUUAGAAGUUGAUUCUUGAGUAAUUGUGAAAUGAAAGCUAAGGUAUCAAUAAUACUUCCAAUAUUACUUCCAACCUCAAAAAAUAGAAACUUUAAACCUUUAUUGUUUCAUUUAUAAAAGAUUAAAUUUAAUAUGUCGAAAACGUAAAAUGAAAGCAGCAAUUUUAAUUUUGUGAGAAAAAUGUGUUCUUUUUCAUAUCUUGAUAUUACUCAUUCCACAAAUGGAAUCAACAACAUCUAAAAAUAAAGAGUCAAACGACAAUUACAAUUGUGUACAAACAACUUGUAAGCAAAAAAUUCGAAUUAUUGGUUGUGAAGUUUUACUCGAAAUCUGGGGCUCCCCACAUCUUUAACGCUGCGACCAUCUUUUUAGGUUGAGAAUACGACGACCACCUUCUAGUAACUUCGUGAAGUAGCGUCCUAGCAUUAUUUAAUCGUUCUAAAACAUGUUACAAUAGUAAAAAAUACCAUUUUUCAAAACUAUAAACAAAACGUUGAUAAGCAAUAAUUUAUUAAUAAUUAAUAAAAGAAAUUGAAAAUGAACAUUUUCAACUUAAAUAAGAAAUAAAAGAGUAUUUCACAAGUAUUGGUGGCUCAUCCAUUGACAAAUUUCUCCUGGAGAUCGUGACCCACCGGUUGAGAACUUCCUCCUUGUGUUAUUUCUGGGACAGGAAGUACUGGAAGUGAAUCUUUUGUCGGUGAUUUUUGAAACAUCCACGUAAAACUUUUUGCCUUAAUUUUUUAACAAAUUUUUCUUGAAGAGUUUUCGAAUCUGAGUGUUCUUUAUGAACUUGUGCUAUGUAAUAUUUGAAAGUAUCAUUCUUUGUUUUUAAUUUGACCAGAACAAAUCGUUCAUUUACAUUUUUAUCGUUUAAAUAUUCAUCAGUAUUUUCUUUAACAAUAUCUACUAUAGUUUCAAAUUAACUCUCUUAAUCAUCAAAUAUGAAAUAUUAAAGAUACAACUGGACAGAGUAAGCAUUGUAAAUUAAUAGGAAAAAAUAUGAAUUUUUAAAAUUUUAUUCACAUAUUUCUAUUCAAUUCUAACACUUGAAUUAAGAUUUUUCGUUUCGUGAUUGAUUCGUUAGACUAUUACAUCCAAUUUGUAAAUUUCAUUUUUUCAUUGUCAUUGCACCUAUGAAUAUGUAUGAAAGGCGCAGUUUUCCUUAUCGCGAAACAACACUAUAGCGCGGUAGCGGUACGGAUUCGAGAAUUAAUAAAGCGUUAAGAAAUAUGUCGAUGAAAUUAAAAAAAAUAUUUUCAUAUUAUCUAUUGAACUACAGCUCUCACUCUAUUGAUUACAGCAAAUUUUCAACUUUUUUAGGAAUAUUUUCUGCAAAUUUCAUUUUGUUAUUAUUUUUAUUUUGUUACUUUGAUUAGAAGUACCACAUAAAUAAACAAAUUUGAAAAUUGUUCAACAAUUUUCGUAAAAUUCAGGAUUGAAAUUAUUUUGAAAUCUACUCAUUCAAUGUUAUAGUGAAAAAAAUUGUAAGAUUAUAUUCAAAAAUAUUAAUUUACAUAGAAAAUUCAGUUUUGUUAGUUUGUAUAAAUUUUUGUGUGGGAAAAAAUUUUAUACAAAUGGAUUUAAUUGCAUAUUUGAAGGUAUUUUUAGUUCUUUUUGUUGUUAACAAUAUUGUUUUAUAUAAAUAUACUUUAUAUAUAAAAUAUUUGUUGAUUUGAUGAUUGCGUUUCAAACUUUACAAGAUGUAGAUCUUACUAUUUAAAAAAAUGGGAAAUGCAAUAUUGAGAUAUUAAUUAUGAAUUGGAAUAUGUAUUACACUAUAGUUAAACAACUUCGGCAGCUUAAUGCAACUACUUCAUAACGAUUAGUUCGUAAUUAUUUGUAAUUGAAGGGGAAGUUACUUAAUUUUUAAUCUCGAUUUUUAGCUACAGAAUUACCUAUCAAAAAAUGUAGCGAAAUCAUUUUCAAUUGUUUGUAAAUUAUUAUAUCAAUUUGUUCAAAAUUAUACACAAAAAUCGAAUAAAUAUUAUUAAAAUUGUAA
Diorhabda carinulata is the source of this 17484-nucleotide messenger RNA. RefSeq names its product calcium/calmodulin-dependent protein kinase type II alpha chain (gene CaMKII). The coding region runs from base 195 to 1910 and encodes 571 amino acids. NCBI's taxonomy places the organism in Eukaryota, Metazoa, Arthropoda, Insecta, Coleoptera, Chrysomelidae. The transcript has 17 exons. Gene Ontology annotation, cellular component: neuron projection; cytoplasm. Gene Ontology annotation, biological process: protein phosphorylation. The record is from RefSeq and is a predicted model, not a curated record. Gene Ontology annotation, molecular function: ATP binding; calmodulin binding; calcium/calmodulin-dependent protein kinase activity.